Messenger RNA from Ectocarpus siliculosus, 627 nucleotides. The record is from the annotation of a GenBank genome assembly. Lineage: Eukaryota; Phaeophyceae; Ectocarpales; Ectocarpaceae.
AUGCUGGAGGGCGUGGCGGUGCCGGAGACGCUGAUGCUGGACAGGUACCGCCUGGUCGUGAUCGCGGCGGCGGCGGAGCAGGCGGCGUACACGGCGUCCCUCGUGGCCUUCGCACGGCAGACCCUGGGGGCCGUGCGGAUACCGCUGGCGAGGGCGGACGAGGAGCGCGUCCGGGACGCCCUGAUGGUGCUGUUCGAGACCGAGGAUGUCACCAGCGCCGACAUCUGCGCUCAGGUGGCCGAGAUGACACGAGUGGUGGCCGUGAACGCGGGCAAGGUGUUGCCGGCCAACCAGCUGUCGGUCCUGUCGGCGCGUUCCCGGAACGUGCUGACGACGGGUGACUGCCCCGUGUACAAGAUCUUCCUCCGACGAACCCUGGGGCUGCUGCGAGACACGCUGGUGGAGGGCGGCAUGUCGGAAGAACGCUUCGUGGAGGCCUUGCGCAAGGCGGGGCUGUUAGACUACAAGGACUUCCUGCUGCAACGAGUCGUGAGACCACUGGUUGUCAUCGAGCGCCACAACGAGGCCGUGUUCGCCACGUUUUACAACGAGAUCAUCCCGUUGGCGCUCAAGACUACGACUCCGCAGGCGAUGGGCGCUCACGCGAGGGCCCUCAACGUGGACUAA